Messenger RNA from Colletotrichum gloeosporioides, 1542 nucleotides. RefSeq lists its product as uncharacterized. The record is from RefSeq and is a predicted model, not a curated record. Gene Ontology annotation, biological process: regulation of DNA-templated transcription. Lineage: Eukaryota; Fungi; Ascomycota; Sordariomycetes; Glomerellales; Glomerellaceae. The transcript has 3 exons. Gene Ontology annotation, molecular function: DNA-binding transcription factor activity, RNA polymerase II-specific; zinc ion binding. Bases 1 to 1542 code for a protein of 513 amino acids.
AUGGUUGGAGUUCCGGGACGAUCCAAGGGUUGCAACACAUGUCGCAAGCGGAAGAAAGGAUGCGACCUCCAGAGACCGGUAUGCGGGCGGUGCCUGAAGGCUGGCAUCGAGUGCGCGGGUUAUGAACGGAAGCGCAUCUUCGUCAAUGUCACGUCCAACAACCCGAAGCCUAAAAAUACAGCUCUAGUCCUUGUGGCGCCUCCCACGAUCCAAGCACCCCUAUUUUCGCAUUCCGCUUACGAGGAAAAGAUUCUUGAUCUCUUUUGGGAGACAUACAUGCCCGAUGCCCCGGCUUUCACCCCAGGAACCCCCAUUGUCCGGUACUCUCAUUCAGACUGGGCUGCUACAGUCCAGGAUCUUUACCGAACGGAUGCGGCACUGCGCCAGAGCCUGCUGGCUAUUAGUCUUGGAACCAUCGGCCGACGCGACAAGCAAGUAUGGAUGAUAGAUGAGGGACUCAAGUUCUACUGCCAGGCACUUGGUGAAUUGAACACUGCCCUACGGCAUCCUACGAGAUGGAGGUCAGAUGCGCUGAUGGUGGCUUCAAGGAUCCUCGGUCUCUACGAGGUACAUGCAUUCCAAACCCCCUUCUUCCUCUGCGAAAAGCCAACACUCAUUCCAUUUCAGCUCUUAUACGGCGCAGAUGAUAGAGAGAGACGGGGCAUCUCUCAAGCCCAGAGCUGGGAAGGUCAUGCAAUGGGAGAAAUGGCCCUAGUCGUGCAGCGAACACCACAGAGCCAUGUCGACGGCCACGCGCACCAGCUUUUCUGCUCUGGGCGGGUUCAUCUUACAAUUACACACAUCAAGCGGCGGCAAAGAUGUCCUUUGAGCCAUCCUAUCUGGAAGACAGUACCCUGGAAGCAUCAUACAAAGUCUUCCAAAGACGCACUAGUAGACAUCUUUGUUGAUAUUCCGGGAAUACUCGAAGAUCUCGAUCAACUGCGUGAUUGUGAGCCAGGGAUCGAGAAAGAGGCAAAACGGAGUAGACUGGUGAAUGAGUGCUGGCGCAUCGACAGAGAACUUACACGAUGGCUUGACAACAUGGGCCCGACAGAAGAGCUGGAAGACCUCGAAAGAAGAGGUGUCGAAAAUCCCACCAUGUGUGACGUCGUCAUAACAUCGAUCAUGACCUUGUUUUGGACGACUUCCAUUUUGGCCUACAGCGCUCUUCGCCUUGCUCUUGGCCCGAGGCCUGACACUGAGCUGCCGGAGCGAACCAACCCUAGGGUUUUCUGUACCAAGAUCGCCAACAUCGUCGAUGUCUUCUUCCAUCCAAAUGCAGGGACCUUCGGAAUUUCAUCUGCGCCUUUGCCGAUCGGCAUGGCGCUGGUAUACCUGAACUCGACUGAGGAGGGGUUCAACUCAGAGGAUAAACGGAAGCUUGUCAGUCUCUUCGGCAUGCGGGCUAAUAACGGGAUUGGAAUUGGAAAGUUCUUGAUCAGUACCCAAAGCGACGGCAUCGUGCCGAGGGGCGCAGUCCAGUAUCCCAAGUGCGAAGCUAUCAAGGCCAAGGCAAAGAGGUGGAUGGGUGCUGUAGGGUAG